AUGUACAAACUAAAACUUUUAUAUGCUUUUGGAUUGUUAGUGAACUCUUCAUUAUCAUUAACAAUUCACUCUACUUCAAGUUCAAUUGUUCCCCCCUCAGUUGCUCAUCCACUAGAUGAUAAUACCUAUUUUUAUCCUCAUCCAACUCCGGUUUCCAACUGUGAAUUGACCUUUUCAACUGAUGAAUAUACUACUACUGUAGCGUUUUCUUAUGGUUGUCCAACUGGUUCAGUAACACCACCACCAAACUUCCCACCUACAGUUCCGUAUGGUUGUACUUACUUUGCUUCAAGAACGUAUUGUCCUUAUAAUUGUGACACAUCCUUGGUCCAUUAUUAUGAUUACCUUGUUCAAGUUACUUCUUGUCCUGAACAACUGUGUAUUUUUGAUAAGUCUGGUGGUAGACCAUCUUUUAAAUGUGAGCCUACAACCCUGACUGAUUCUUGGAGUUCUUAUAUCCCAUCUGAAGUAUCAAAUGAAGUAUCAGCUACCCCUGACCUAGAUAGUAUUUCACAUGAUAAUAGUACUUGGCAUGAUAGUGGUUCUACUGAUAGAACAACAUACUAUCCAAAACCAGAACAUCCAAUGACAACAAAAAUGCCAGUCACUUGUGAACUUAAGCAAACAUCUUCACAAGGCAAUUCAUGGAACGACGUUUCAUGUAAUUAUUUUCCAACCGAAUGUACAAAAGCGACAACAUUCAAUGUCCACAAUCAAACUGUAACAUACAUUUGGUGUCCUUCAACUACAAUUGAGUUAUUCUCUUCUGGUGAAACUACAACCACAUUUUGUCCUUUUAAUACUUGUUAUGACUAUCUGGACCACACGGAUAAUAGUGGAAAUACUAGAGUUGAUAAUAGUGGUUUUGAGGUUCAUACAACCCGUGCAACUCUUGCUGCUACUGUUACGGCAAACGCUGGUACCGUUGCUAUUACAAAGACUGCUGCAACUAUUGAUACCAUUUGCACUGAAACUAAAACUAUGGAUGACAGAGUUGUCGGUGGGCAUGGCCAUGCUCAAGGUUCCUUCGAUUAUACCCAAAACAUAAUAAAUACUGAUAAUAUCCCAAUUUAUAAAACUAAGGAAGACACUGAUACUGAUUGCUAUAUCAUCACUACUUGUCCUACUCCGGUCACAUUGACUGUGACUCAUGAAAUUACAAGAACGGAAACUGUGACUGAGUACAAGACACUUACUGCUAAUGACCACGGAGAUAUUUGUAUUGUUUCUACUACCAAUGAAGUAAACCCAACUCGGACUUCUUAUAGAAAUCAAGCUAUCAUUACAUCACAGGCAGUGAACGGUGAUUUCUACCACGGGUAUCCUUCUAAGCCAAACUAUCCAGAUACUUGGAAACAACAUGGUACAGAAAAAGCAACCACAACAGAAACACCUGAAACUUCGGUUGAGAAACCGCUUGAUGAAUCAGAAACUUCAGGAGAGAAGCCAGCUGAUAAACCUGUUGAUGAGUCAGUCGAUAAACCAGCUGAUGAACCCAUAGUAAAACCAAACCAUAAACCAACUGAUAAUCCAAUUCGUACAACUGAACCUAUAACUUCGACAAUUGGAAACUAUUCAAUAGAUUAUAGGAGUACAACGUGGAGAAACUCAUCAACUUUAGUAACGACAGUAGUAAAUUAA
Messenger RNA from Candida dubliniensis CD36, 1641 nucleotides. RefSeq lists its product as uncharacterized. The record is from RefSeq and is a predicted model, not a curated record. The coding region runs from base 1 to 1641 and encodes 546 amino acids. Lineage: Eukaryota; Fungi; Ascomycota; Pichiomycetes; Serinales; Debaryomycetaceae. The transcript has a single exon.